Messenger RNA from Coregonus sp. 'balchen', 9128 nucleotides. NCBI's taxonomy places the organism in Eukaryota, Metazoa, Chordata, Actinopteri, Salmoniformes, Salmonidae. The record is from the annotation of a GenBank genome assembly.
GUGUUUGUGUGUGUGUGCUUGAGAGAGCUUGAUUGCGAGAGCAAUGAUUUCAUUGUGCAUAGCUUCUAAUAACCACAGGGAGGCGACAAAGUUCUAUAUAGACUAUUGUAGUACAUGGGGGACUUUUAUUUUGAAGGCUGAAGGAAUAAAUUGACCCGGAAGUGAUUCGUGAAGCUACAGUUCAACAACAUGAAUACAUUUUAAAUAGAGCACUUCGAGAAAAAGAAGUUUAACUACAACAGGUAGCUAUAGACGGAUACAUUGGAAUUAUGCCAUUAGCUUAGUACAGUGGUUCCCAACCAGGGGUACUAGGAGCCCUGGCUUACUUUGCCUAUCCACAGGGGGUACUUGAGUAGACUCAUGAGACCAUAGGCUUUUACUGGCAAAAUGCACAUAUGGGGGGGUAACAUAUGGGGGUACUUCAGGAGUACACUACUCUGGGCAGAGCAACAUUUUGUUGGUGGUACAAUAACCGCAAAAGGUUGGGAACCACUGGCUUAGUAAACUUGCUAGCUAGUUACACGUUGAUGUAUCUUAUCAGCCACAAUCUAGCAAGCUAGCAGUCCUUGACAGUCAAUGAAUUAAUGCAUGCUAGCUUAGCAAUGCUAGGUUAAUCUGCUAUUAAACAAUUUUAGCUAUCUAGCUAGCGUUAGUUAAAGUGAUAUAAAACGUUAUGUUAUAUUAUCACAAUUUAAUCAUCACACUCGUGAUGCUGAAUUGGAUUCUUAGCUAAUCUACUAGUAGCUAGCUAAAUGAAUUGCCAAUAGCCAUAAGCAGCUCUUGCUGCUUAGCGGGUUUGCUUGAAUAUCUGUUUUAUUAUUUAAACUUUUUCGAAGGUUCACAUCCCGGGCCGCAAUGGCGCACAUAACAAUCAACCAGUAUCUCCAACAGGUAGUCAUUUUUCUAUUUUAUCUUACUGGUUAUCAAGUGAACCCUUCAGUCUGCUUCCUUCGCAUAAACUUUCAUUUAGCUAUUCUUUGUGUUCACAAUGUUCAGCACUAGUCGCGCAUGCUCAGUUCACACCAUGUUACCUACCUCUUCCCAGGUGUGUGAGGCCAUUGAUAAUCAUGAGGGGAGCUUUUGUGCAGAACUGCUGUCAUUCAAACACCCACAUGUGGCUAACCCACGUCUCCAGGUAAGGCUAUACAGGCUGCCAGAACCUUCCAUGCCUUCAAGUCCUGCUGACCUGUUACACUUGUAUCUCUUCAGAUUACACCCUCUGUGUUUUGCUCUAACAACAUGACUGUAUGUAUGUCUGCAGCUCGCCAGUCCAGAGGAGAAGUGCCAACAGGUGCUGGAGGUCCCGUACGAUGAGAUGGUUGCAGCACACUUGAGGUGCACCUAUGCAGUGUCCAACCACGACUUUGUUGAGGCGUACAAAUGUCAGACAUUGGUGGUUCAAUAUCCUUUUGGCAUUUCUGGAGAUUACUUUGGAUACAUUUUCUCAUCACUCCCCGUCCCUGCCUGACAAAUAUAUACAGUGAGGGAAAAAAGUAUUUUAUCCCCUGCUGAUUUUGUAUGUUUGCCCACUGACAAAGACAUGAUCAGUCUAUAAUUUUAAUGGUAGGUUUAUUUGAACAGUGAGAGACAGAAUAACAACAACAAAAUCCAGAAAAACGCAUGUCAACAAUUUUAUAAAUUGAUUUGCAUUUUAAUGAGGGAAAUAAGUAUUUGACCUCUCUGCAAAACAUGACUUAGUACUUGGUGGCAAAACCCUUGUUGGCAAUCACAGAGGUCAGACGUUUCUUGUAGUUGGCCACCAGGUUUGCACACAUCUCAGGAGGGAUUCUGUCCCACUCCUCUUUGCAGAUCUUCUCCAAGUCAUUAAGGUUUCGAGGCUGACGUUUGGCAACUCGAACCUUCAGCUCCCUCCACAGACUUUCUAUGGGAUUAAGGUCUGGAGACUGGCUAGGCCACUCCAGGACCUUAAUGUGCUUCUUCUUGAGCCACUCCUUUGUUGCCUUGGUCGUGUGUUUUGGGUCAUUGUCAUGCUGGAAUACCCAUCCAUGACCCAUUUUCAAUGCCCUGGCUGAGGGAAGGAGGUUCUCACCCAAGAUUUGACGGUACAUGGCCCCGUCCAUCGUCCCUUUGAUGCGGUGAAGUUGUCCUGUCCCCUUAGCAGAACCCCCCCCCCCCAAAGCAUAAUGUUUCCACCUCCAUGUUUGACGGUGGGGAUGGUGUUCUUGGGGUCAUAGGCAGCAUUCCUCCUCCUCUAAACACGGCGAGUUGAGUUGAUGCCAAAGAGCUCGAUUUUGGUCUAUCUGACCACAACACUUUCACCCAGUUCUCCUCUGAAUCAUUCAGAUGUUCAUUGGCAAACUUCAGACCUGCCUGUAUAUGUGCUUUCUUGAGCAGGGGGACCUUGCGGGCGCUGCAGGAUUUCAGUCCUUCACGGCGUGGUGUGUUACCAAUUGUUUUCUUGGUGACUAUGGUCCCAGCUGCCUUGAGAUAAUUGACAAGAUCCUCCCGUGUAGUUCUGGGCUGAUUCUUCACCGUUCUCAUGAUCAUUGCAACUCCACGAGGUGAGAUUGACAGUUAUUUUGUGUUUCUUCCAUUUGCGAAUAAUCACACCAACUCUUGUCACCUUCUCACCAAGCUGCUUGGCGAUGGUCUUGUAGCCCAUUCCAGCCUUGUGUAGGUCUACAAUCUUGUCCCUGACAUCCUUAGAGAGCUCUUUGGUCUUGGCCAUGGUGGAGAGUUUGGAAUCUGAUUGAUUGCUUCUGUGGACAGGUGUCUUUUAUACAGGUAACAAGCUGAGAUUAGGAGCGCUCCCUUUAAGAGUGUGCUCCUAAUCUCAGCUCGAUACCUGUAUAAAAGACACCUGGGAGCCAGGAAUCUUUCUGAUUGAGAGGGGGUCAAAUACCUAUUUCCCUCAUUAAAAUGCAAAUCAAUUUAUAUCAUUUUUGACAUGCGUUUUUCUGGAUUUCUUUGUUAUUCUGUCUCUCACUGUUCAAAUAAACCUAGCAUUAAAAUUAUAGACUGAUCAUUUCUUUGUCAGUGGGCAAACGUACAAAAUCAGCAGGGAAUCAAAUAAUUUUUUCCCUCACUGUACAUGUACAUGGGCUUAUUAGGGUUGCAAAAAUUCCAGAAACUUUCAAUAAAUUUCCUGGUUUUCCAGAAAUCCUGUUUGGAGGAUACCGGAUUUCAUACUUAUUCCCUCCUGAUUCCAGGGAACCUCCAACUGGGAUUUUGGCAAAACCAGGGAAUUUAUUUAAAGUUCGCAGAAUUGUACAACCCUACAUAGGCUACGUACUCAAGCACAUACUGUAGACUAGUACAUUUCCAAACUGUUCUGUCAUGGUUUCUCUGCGGUUCCUCCUUGACUUUCUACGUCAUUCUUGAGGGCCUUCCAAUCUCACAAAGAGGAGAACUGGUAAGGAUAAGCAUGCCAAAAAAUAUCAAUUUGCCCUUAAUGUUUUUCUAUUCUACAUAUACACGUCUGUGGGAUAACUGCUCUAUAUGUGCUGUUUAGGGCCUUGCCAGUGAUGUUCGCUGUUACGCUGGACUUACGGAUAUUUGCCAAUAAUGUAAGUGAACAUAAACAGUUGUGCUCUAGAAUGCUUCUGAUCCAGUGAUGGAUAAGUCAUGUCCUAUAGGAGGGGUUUGAUGAUUGUAGUGUUAUUGUCCAGGCGGAGCAGCAGCUCCUGAGGAAGGGAAAAGGCAAGCUGGGAGACAUGCUGGAGAAAGCUGCUGAACAACUGAUGGGCUGUUUCAGAGUGUGUGCCAGCGACAAGUGAGUCUCACAGGACAUGGACACUAUUGACAGCAUAUUAAACUAUAUAUCUCACAGCAUUGGACACUAUUGACAGCAUAUUAAACUAUAUAUCUCACAGCAUUGGACACUAUUGACAGCAUAUUAAACUAUAUAUCUCACAGCAUUGGACACUAUUGACAGCAUAUUAAACUAUAUAUCUUACAGCAUUGGACACUAUUGACAGCAUAUUAAAACUAUAUAUCUCACAGCAUUGGACACUAUUGACAGCAUAUUAAACUAUAUAUCUUACAGCAUUGGACACUAUUGACAGCAUAUUAAACUAUAUAUCUCACAGCAUUGGACACCAUUGACAGCAUAUUAAACUAUAUAUCUUACAGCAUUGGACACUAUUGACAGCAUAUUAAACUAUAUAUCUCACAGCAUUGGACACUAUUGACAGCAUAUUAAACUAUAUAUCUCACAGCAUUGGACACCAUUGACAGCAUAUUAUACUAUAUAUCUCACAGCAUUGGACACUAUUGACAGCAUAUUAAACUAUAUAUCUUACAGCAUUGGACACUAUUGACAGCAUAUUAAACUAUAUAUCUCACAGCAUUGGACACUAUUGACAGCAUAUUAAACUAUAUAUCUCACAGCAUUGGACACCAUUGACAGCAUGUUAAACUAUAUAUCUUACAGCAUUGGACACUAUUGACAGCAUAUUAAACUAUAUAUCUCACAGCAUUGGACACCAUUGACAGCAUAUUAAACUAUAUAUCUUAUAGCAUUGGACACUAUUGACAGCAUAUUAAACUAUAUAUCUUACAGCAUUGGACACUAUUGACAGCAUAUUAAACUAUAUAUCUCACAGCAUUGGACACCAUUGACAGCAUGUUAAACUAUAUAUCUUACAGCAUUGGACACUAUUGACAGCAUAUUAAACUAUAUAUCUCACAGCAUUGGACACUAUUGACAGCAUAUUAAACUAUAUAUCUUACAGCAUUGGACACUAUUGACAGCAUAUUAAACUAUAUAUCUCACAGCAUUGGACACUAUUGACAGCAUAUUAAACUAUAUAUCUCACAGCAUUGGACACUAUUGACAGCAUAUUAAACUAUACAUCUUAUAGCAUUGGACACUAUUGACAGCAUAUUAAACUAUAUAUCUUACAGCAUUGGACACUAUUGACAGCAUAUUAAACUAUAUAUCUUAUAGCAUUGGACACCAUUGACAGCAUAUUAAACUAUAUAUCUUAUAGCUUUGGACACUAUUGACAGCAUAUUAAACUAUAUAUCUCACAGCAUUGAACACUAUUGACAGCAUAUUAAACUAUAUAUCUCACAGCAUUGGACACUAUUGACAGCAUAUUAAACUAUACAUCUUAUAGCAUUGGACACUAUUGACAGCAUAUUAAACUAUAUAUCUUAUAGCAUUGGACACCAUUGACAGCAUAUUAAACUAUAUAUCUUAUAGCAUUGGACACUAUUGACAGCAUAUUAAACUAUAUAUCUCACAGCAUUGGACACUAUUGACAGCAUAUUAAACUAUAUAUCUUAUAGCAUUGGACACUAUUGACAGCAUAUUAAACUAUAUAUAUUACAGCAUUGGACACUAUUGACAGCAUAUUAAACUAUAUAUCUCACAGCAUUGGACACCAUUGACAGCAUAUUAAACUAUAUAUCUCACAGCAUUGGACACCAUUGACAGCAUAUUAAACUAUAUAUCUCACAGCAUUGGACACCAUUGACAGCAUAUUAAACUAUAUAUAUUACAGCAUUGGACACUAUUGACAGCAUAUUAAACUAUAUAUCUUACAGCCUUUACUGUAGCAACCAUAGCCCCUUACCCAUUAUGUCUUGACUGUUAUCGUUUACAGUCGGGCUGGUAUUGACGACUCCAAGAAGUGGGGGAUGUUGUUUCUCAUCAAUCAGCUCUUCAAGAUAUACUUCAAGGUAAGGCAGUAGUGUGAAUAGGGCCUACUUCGUGUGUGUGUAUGUGUGUACAUCUCUGUGUGUCUAAAUGGUUCUGUGUGUCCAGAUCAACAAGCUACACCUGUGUAAGCCACUGAUCCGGGCCAUCGACAGCUCCAACCUGAAGGAUGAUUACAGUAUGGCCCAGAGAGUCACCUACAAAUACUACGUAGGCCGUAAGGCCAUGUUCGACAGCGACUACAAACCAGCCGAGGAGUACCUGUCCUUCUCCUUCCAGCACUGCCACCGCUCCAGCCAGAGGAACAAACGCAUGAUCCUCAUCUACCUACUGCCUGUCAAGAUGUUGCUGGUGAGACAGAGCUUUACUGAGAGAGCCUUAACAUGUGCUCAUCUAGCCACACACGUCUCAAUUCAAAUCAAAUUCAAAAAGCUUGAUUGUCAAUCAGAGACUGAGACUGGUGUUGCUCAUGUUGUUUCAGGGUCACAUGCCUAAUCACCAGCUGCUCAGGAAGUAUGACCUCAUGCAGUUUGCCGACGUCACGAAAGCUGUGAGGUGAGUCACCACCCUCCCGCUCCUCGCCAUCUCUCUCUCUACUUCCUCCUCUCUCUUUCUAUCAUUCAUCUCUCUCUCUGUCUGUCUGUCUCUCUGUCUGUCUGUCUGUGUAACAGUGAGGGCAACCUGCUGCUGCUGAACGAGGCCUUGGCCAAGCACGAGACCUUCUUCAUCCGCUGUGGCAUCUUCCUCAUCCUCGAGAAGCUCAAGAUCAUCACCUACCGGAACCUCUUCAAGAAAGUGUGAGUCUUGUACAAUUUUCACACUACUGAGCCAAGUCCAGCUGUACUGGGCUGGCCUGGUUACACAUCCAUCAUAGUUGCUGGAACCGCACUGAAAGGUCAGUGUGAAAAUAAAUGAUCUGAGCCAGCACAGUACGAUUCAGGUUCAGCCCUAUAGUGUGAAUCUGCAUUGGUGGAGUAGGAAUUGGUGUGUGUGUGUUAACCUAAGAGCGAUUUUGACUCUUUGUUAACAUGUUUGUGGUAUGAACUUCAUGUGUGUUAACCUAAGAGCGAUAUUGACUCUUUGUUAACGUGUUUGUGGUAUGAACUUCAUGUGUGUUAACCUAAGAGCGAUUUUGACUCUUUGUUAACGUGUUUGUGGUAUGAACUUCAUGUGUGUUAACCUAUGAGCGAUAUUGACUCUUUGUUAACAUGUUUGUGGUAUGAACUUCAUGUGUGUUAACCUAAGAGCGAAAUUGACUCUUUGUUAACAUGUUUGUGUAAGGUACCAGCUGCUGAAGACUCACCAGUUACCCCUAGAUGCCUUCCUGGUAGCUCUAAAAAUGAUGCAGGUGGAAGAGGUGGACAUUGACGAGGUGCAGUGUAUCCUGGCCAACCUAAUCUGUGAGGUGAGAUACCACCACUAACACACACACACACACUGACCUUUUUCUCUGACCAUACUAAGCACUACACCUGAUAUUUCAGAAAGUCGUAAGACAUGAAGCAGCAGAUUACCUCUCUUCUUGUUCCUCUUCUAGGGUCACAUCAAGGGCUACAUCUCUCACCAGCACCAGAAACUGGUCGUCAGCAAGGCCAAUCCAUUCCCCCUGCUGUCAUCAUCUUCCUAAUCUACGUAUCCCAGAAUCCCCUUCACCCAGAAAAUGUUCCCAGAAAUAUAUUUCCUUAUUAUUUAGGUUGCAUUUUAUUUUGUCAUAUUUUGUGAUUUGGAAUAAAAGUGAUUGUUUGUACUCCUUGUACAACAUUUUUGUUUAUUAAGGAAGUGUGGGAGAUUAAUAAUUGUAUAUAAUUAUAGUACACGUUACAAUAUAACUACACUCAUUUACAUUGUUAACCUUGCAGAAACAACUUCAAUCUUGAACGCAGCCCUGUUGGCUUUAAGUCCAGUGCAGGUAGGGAUCAGGCUAACCCUAGGUUGGGGUUACCCCAUAAGGUCCAGGUGGAUCUUGGGUAAUUUGUGGUGUCAUCCUCACCUCUGUCAUGUCCAGGUGCUGCUGGAUCCAGUGCAAGUAGCGAGACAGCUUUGUGAACACCAGGGUUUGUCCACAGUCAUGUGAUGUGGGUGGUGAAAGGAGCAGGCCUGUGAGGAACGCUGUAUGCCUCUCCACAGUCACAACGGGGGUCCCGGACAAGAGGCUGCGGUUCCUCGUUAGUCCUGGUUUGAGGUCUGUCUCAUUAAACCUAGUCAACUCAGUCCGACAGAAGCCCUUCUGGCGACCCAUACAGAACAUCUUGUUACUGAGCAGCUGGGAGAAGUUCACCUGGUUUCGACAGCCCUCCACAUGCAGGUAGGAGAGAACAGGGUGGCCGUGGGAUUCCCCCCGGAGUUUGUCCGGACCCCUGGCCACCCCCUCCCUUCCUGGACUCAUCAACACAUUCUCACAGAAAUCCUUAGUGGGCAGGCACAGGUGGGAGACAGAGGGGCCGAAGGGGAGGGGCUCAUUUAGUCUCACCAAGGCCAGGUCGUCCUCCAGACUGCCCCUCUUGUGGCGGUUGUGAAUGUACAGUUGGGUCGAUAGAGGGAUCCUCACACUAUUAUUUGAGGCACCUUAGGGGAUGAAGGAAACUGUUAGAUUUCAGAAAGAUUUGAAUCUGCCUGAGCUGGAGGUUUAUACACUAACCAUAUCAAACCUCAGUGUUUUGAUCGCUGUGGGACUCACCUGUCUGCAUGCUGUGGAGUUUCUUUCCCAUGUACAGGCAGCUAGCUGAUGUCAGGACUGCGUGAGGCCCUAGGAUCACCCCGCUACACAGCUCCGCACCAGCCUCAUCCACAAACACCACCUGCCAAUCACAAAGCCACAGGUUAAAAGGGGAAGUUCAAUAUUUCACAACUUAAUGUUCCUCACCUUGAAAGUAGUCUAUAGGCCAGGAGAAACUGUAAUCCAUGGUCCCAAACUUCCCCUUUAACUCACCUUGCUCUACGUUGUGCUGGUAGGGGAGGGACUUACUUGCCAUGGACAGCGGUUGUGUGGACAGACGUGAUAGGCUAUGUUUAUUUGGUUUGUUGGCUGGAGUCUUCCACAGGGGUGCUUAACUAAGGAAACAGAGACGUCUCUAUAUAAAGUGUGUGUGAGAGCGGGAGUGUUGCAGAUGUCUAAUUCAAAAGAAUAGGUAGACGUUAACCUGCAGGUAUGCAGCUCCUCUUAUCACUGUGAAUCUUGUACCCCGUGGUGCAGGAGCACUGGUAUGCUCCAAACUUGGGACUGCAGAAGUGGUCACAGGAAAAGGGCCCCUUGGUGGGGCACUGAGAGUUAUCUGUUGUGACACACAAACAUAUCUCUUAGCCUACUCACACAACUAUGAACACACGCAUGCACGCACACACACUCAUAAAGAGUUCUAAGGUAGGUGUUCUGUUGACCUAUUUCACAGUUCUUGCCGUGGUACAGCUCUGUGCAGCUACAGGUGUAACCUCCAACGCCGUCCUUGCAGCUGCCGCCAUGGAGACAGGGAUUGGGUUUGCACUGGUCCCCAUCUGGGGAGGAGGA